GUUGAGGGCGACCGCUUGUGUUCUUCGGGCUUCGGGCUUCGCCAUGGUGUCGCCCCACCUGCUCCGCGACCUGCGGCUUCUGCACCGAGUGCUCUGCCCCAACGCGCCGAAGGCUUCGCAGAGCUCCACGCUGGGCGACCUCUUCGAGCCCGUCUUCGCGCAGUCCACGCGCCGCGCCUUUGAGGCCUUGGAGCUCCUCUGCGCGGAGCUCGCCGGCGCGGACGAUCCGGCGCGAUCGCCGCUGGCGUCUUUGGAGCCCUUCGAGACCGCGUCCGCGAACCUGGGGGUGCGAGCCAGGAGCCCGCUGCAGCCGGGGCAGUUGGUGUGCUUCUACCCUGGCCGGAUCUUUACCUCUGAGGCGCAGCUCCCGCCGGGAGAUCAACUCUUUACCAACGAGUACGACAACAUCCACCUGGCUCGCGUCACCGCGUCUGAGUCGAAAGCCGAGGACGGCAAGGCCUGGUACCCGGCCGCCUGGCGCCAACAUGAAGCGCUGACCCAGCGGCCGCCGCCGCAUCUCUGGCAUGGGAACCGCCUGGCGGUGGGGAACUUGCUGAACCACCCGCAGCCCACGCAGCUGCCCAACGUGGCGCCCAUGGCCUUCGCGUGGCCGGGCUGGCAGCAGCUGGGCAUCGAGUCCCCGGCCUUCUGGGCGCGCUUGGUGCCCCACGUGGAAGUGGGAGACAACGGCAGGGUGGCAAGAACGCCCUCUGGAGAGGCUGGUCAGAAGGCCACCUUCCCGGCGUGGCCGCACCUGGGCCUCGCCUUCUUCGCACUGCGCGAAGUGGAAGCGGAGGAGCUGCUGCUGAACUACCGCCUCUCCCCGCCCUUUCCCAGCUGGUACUCGCCCGUAGACGAGGAUGCCCUGGACGCGGAAGUGGAGCGGCACCUGUGAG
Effrenium voratum is the source of this 896-nucleotide messenger RNA. The record is from the annotation of a GenBank genome assembly. Lineage: Eukaryota; Dinophyceae; Suessiales; Symbiodiniaceae.